Molecule: messenger RNA, 1170 nt
Organism: Trypanosoma rangeli
Lineage: Eukaryota; Euglenozoa; Kinetoplastea; Trypanosomatida; Trypanosomatidae
Exons: 1
Coding region: 1-1170 (389 amino acids)
Molecular function (GO): tRNA binding; kinase activity
Source: RefSeq, a predicted model, not a curated record
AUGAAGCUAUGUCUCGUCCUCCUUUCUGGGCUCCCAGGGGCUGGAAAAACGACGUUGAGCUUGACGAUGGAGCAGCUUGCAGGAGCGAGGAGGUCUGAGAGGGAAGGUGCGGAGGCUAGGCCCUGUGGAGUGAUUGAAGGGAUCUUUGAAUUAGAUACAUUUAUAUCUUCGAAUGACGAGGAGAAUGCGAUGCAGAGGAAUGGGACGGCUUUCACCCCAGAAGCAUGGAAAAGAGCCUGCAAUGAGGUACGUGAGGCGACGUUACAACGACUGCGCCAAUGCUUGCUAAGUGCUGAGACGGAAAGGAUGGGCAAUGGGUCGAAAACAGAAGCAUCCACGACACGAUUUGUUUUCUUGGUGGAUACCCUACCUUAUAGAAGCAUGAAGGCAUCUUACUGGAAACUUUGCAGAGAAUUGGACAAGGAGCAGCUUCAAUAUUAUUGGGGAACAAAUGAGGCAAAGGGUGAAGGUGACUGCCGCCUCCCUGUCGAAAUUGUUUUUGUAAACAUGGUGGAGGUUAGACUUAAUACACCGCUUGAGGUUUGCCUCAAGCGCAAUGAACACCGUAUCGAAACCCCACAAUAUGUUCCUCCUCAUGUCAUUACAAGUAUGAGUGAAUCUUUUGAUGUCGGCCUUGACGUUUCUUUCAAACCUCGGCUGGACGAUAAUUACUGGGUGAUGUUGCCUCGUCAAGCCACUGCUCCGUGGCCAGUGAUACGACUUGAGGAUGCGAAAACAAACUGCGAUUUGGCUCCGAAGGUGCUAGCUCAAAGGCUGUUGGAACGACUUACUUCACGGGAAGUAAUGAAAGCAUUGGAGGAACAAAGUACGUCUCUUUUCGAAAAUGAAGUGAAGAAACGAGAAAGAGGGAUGCAUCAGCAAAACCAGCAGCAACUGUGUGAGUCGGUGAAAGCUUCCCGUAGUGAUUGGCUUCACCAGGUGGAUCUGCAUAUGCGUGCGAUAGUGCAGCGCUACAUGGAGGAAUUAAAAGAGACUGGUAAACUGCGGCCAGGCAUUGGCGUCCUCGCAAGCAAAUGCAGGGAAGAGCAGUAUGCGCAACUAAAGACGAUGUCUGCGUUCUGGAAAGACGGUGAAACGUUUUAUGCAUGCAAGGAGCUGCUUUUGCAUGAACAGAUUCUCGAGUUUCAACGGAGACUUUCCGCAUUGUAA